AUGGUGUCAUUAGCAGCAGCUUGGGAAGGUGUGGAUUCGAGGAGGAGCGAGGGCGCAGAUGAAUAUGAACUGGAAAGGCCUUCUGUGAUGCCCAGCAAAGAGCCCGUCAUGACUAUCAAGACUGAAGAAGGGGACGUGAUCGACUGUGUUCACAUCUAUGCUCAACCUGCCUUUGAUAAUCCCUUGCUCAAGGAUCAUGUCAUCAAGACCAAACCAAAAGGGCUGGAGGUGACGAAGGAACUUCUUCCACAAUCUCAUGGAGCAGGUAUAAAGAAUCAGCGGCGGUGCCCUCAAGGGACUGUCCCCAUUCUUCGGCAGCUCACAAACGGACACAAUGCCCUCAAUAUUCCUCCUUCUUACAGCACAAACGCCAACGCAAUUUCCAACUCUGAAGAUUAUCGGGAGUUUGCCGCAGUGAGAGGACAAUAUGCAAGCGAGGUGCUUGGUGCUGUUGGGAAUUUGAACAUUUGGAAGCCUGAAGUCGAGCCCAACGAGUACAGUGCCAGCAGGAUAAUUGUUCUUAGCGGUACUUCAGACGGCCAACUUUACCAAGAUCAUAUCCUUGCUGGAUGGAUUGUAUUCCCGUCCAAAUUCUCCGAUUCUCAGCCAAGAUUUUACACCCAUUGGCAGGCUAAUGGUACAGCCGGUUGCUUCAACUUGGAUUGCCCAGGCUUUGUACAAGUGAGUCCUAAACAGGUCUUUGGUGGAUCACUGCCAGCUUCUGCCUACAAAAAGAUACAAAUUCAUAUCUUUGUUGGUAUUUUCAAGGACGAACAUGGAAAUUGGUGGCUACAAUUUAACCAGGAUCCGAUUGGGUACUGGCCGGGAUCGCUCUUCCCUUACCUGAGCUCAGGGGCGAACUCGACGGAGUGGGGCGGCGAGAUCUUGAACACACGGCCCGGCGGGAACCGCAGCACCACCCAGAUGGGCAGCGGCCACCCUUGGUUCGAAGGCUUCCGAUCGGCCGCCUAUAUCUCCAGCAUGCGCUACGUCGACAGGGACGACGAGAAGCAGCAACUUCAAGUCGUGAAUGUCGACUCCAUCACCCCCUUCGUCACCAAUGAAGGCUGCAAUCAGGCGGCCUAUUAUGGGAACGAUGACUGGAUGCAUCGUCACCUCUUCUUUGGAGGCACCCAUAACAACUCCACCUGCUCUUAG
Messenger RNA from Nymphaea colorata (pocket water lily), 1158 nucleotides. RefSeq lists its product as uncharacterized. NCBI's taxonomy places the organism in Eukaryota, Viridiplantae, Streptophyta, Magnoliopsida, Nymphaeales, Nymphaeaceae. The transcript has 7 exons. The record is from RefSeq and is a predicted model, not a curated record. Bases 1 to 1158 code for a protein of 385 amino acids.